AUGAACACGAUCAUCAACUGCUUCCAGAAGAAAGGGCCGGCGGCCGCGGAGUUCCGCGUCGUCUUCGUCCUCGGCGGCCCGGGCAGCGGCAAGGGCACCAUGUGCGCGAAGAUCGUCGACAAGUACGGCUGGGUGCACCUCAGCGCCGGCGACCUGCUGCGCGCCGAGCGCAAGGACCCGACGAGCAAGAACGGCGAGCUCAUCAACGACUUCAUCAAGGAGGGCAAGAUCGUCCCCGUCGAGAUCACGCGCGUGCGGCCGCGUCCGCUCGCGCUCAUCCGCCAGGCCAUGGAGGCGAGCGGCUCGCGGAACUUCCUCAUCGACGGGUUCCCGCGGAGCGCGGACAACCUCCAGGGCUGGGAGGCGAACAUGGCCGACUGCGCCGACGUCGCGCGCACGACGGAGGCGGUGAUGCAGGAGCGGAUCCUCCGGCGGUCCGCGGAGACGGUGGCCGCGGGCGGCGCCGCGCGGUCCGACGACAACGUCGACGCCAUCAAGAAGCGCUUCGCGACCUACCACGAGUCGACCAUGCCCAUCAUCGAGAUCUUCAAGGCCCGGGACAAGGUCACGCUCGUCGACUCGACGCCCGCGGCCGACGCCGUCUUCGCGGAGGUCUGCGCGCUCUUCGACAAGUUCUAG
Aureococcus anophagefferens is the source of this 639-nucleotide messenger RNA. RefSeq lists its product as hypothetical. The transcript is spliced from 3 exons. Gene Ontology annotation, cellular component: cytoplasm; nucleus. Gene Ontology annotation, molecular function: ATP binding; UMP kinase activity. Lineage: Eukaryota; Pelagophyceae; Pelagomonadales; Pelagomonadaceae. The record is from RefSeq and is a predicted model, not a curated record. Gene Ontology annotation, biological process: UDP biosynthetic process; CDP biosynthetic process. The coding region runs from base 1 to 639 and encodes 212 amino acids.